This is a messenger RNA of Clavispora lusitaniae ATCC 42720, 1803 nucleotides long. RefSeq lists its product as uncharacterized. The record is from RefSeq and is a predicted model, not a curated record. NCBI's taxonomy places the organism in Eukaryota, Fungi, Ascomycota, Pichiomycetes, Serinales, Metschnikowiaceae.
AUGAUCCCCAAAUACUACCAGCGGCGUCUUUUGGCGGCGCUCGUGGCAAUUUUCCUAGGACUCGUGUCCUUUCUUCGUGUGCUCUGCCGCGACAUUCCCGACUCAGUACUCGAUAACACCACCCUAGCCAUGUUUGAAACCUCUUCUUUCAACCCCAGGUCCAUCACAUAUUGCAUUUAUUCGUACAUCCACGCAUUGUCUUCGGGCAACUACUUCAUGCAGAAAAACCUUGCUGCCAUUGGGCCCAUGAGCAUCAACGAGGGAAUUUAUUUCCAUUGGGAUGACUGGGUCGAUUUGUCUCCUGCUGACAAGGUGUUGGCCAGAUACAGACAAACGUAUCCAGAUGGGAAAGCCGACGAGUCGCUCCGUGCUUAUGCAUCUGUGAAUCCUUACUACAUGGAGUCGUUCAACACCAAAGUUCUCCGAGGCAUGGCCAAUCUCUACGCGGUGAAGGCUCCGCCUAGAAAAAUCUGGGCCGCCACUGACUCGGGCUUUGUCGAAGUGCCAGUGUUCGGCAAGAAGAAAGUUCAUCUGAGUGCUUUGCUCAAACAGGUGCCCAAGCUCACUGUCGUUCUGCAAAUGAAGCGAUGCGACGCCUUGAUGGGCGCUCUGCUCCCCAACUCUUUCCAUUUCCACCCAUAUAAACGCAUGCAGAAAAGCAUCGACAUUGCGCCGCAAGACUUUGUCUUUGACCCAGACAAGGAGAUUUUUGCCCUUAAGGAGGCACUCAACAAGAACACCAUUGCUCCCGAGGACAUACGCUAUCUCAAGUUUUUGGAGACGGCUAAUGCAGAAGCCGAUACUGCUGAUCGCUUCUUCAAAUACCCAUGGAUAUACACAGAUCUCAUUGCUGGUCGCUCGCACCACAUUUCAUUUCCGUUUUUCAAACGUUAUGUGUCCGAUAGAGAGCGUCAGAGUGUUUUGCAUCACAUGGUCCGCGUGUGGUUUAAGUUUGCCGAAGCCAAUGGCGUUGCGCUGUGGAUCAACUACGGUUCACUUUUGGGUUGGGCCUAUAACGGUGUGAAUAUGCCUUGGGAUACAGAUAUCGACAUCCAAAUGCCAAUUGCUCAACUUGAUAAGCUCGCAAGAAAGGCAAACUCAACACUCAUCAUCGAAAAUCCACGCGACGGGAAUGCCAAAUACUUGUUCGAAGUGUCGCCAACUUACGUGCGUCAGGGUAACGGUCGGAAUUUCAUUGACGCCCGCUUCAUAGAUAUCAACACUGGCCUUUACAUCGACAUCAGUGGAUUGUCGCAUACAGGCCAUAAACAGCCUAUGGAACUUCUGGCUGGUGGGAGUGAUCUCAAUAAGCUCAAAACCAUGAAUGUUCAUUGCAAGAACUGGAACUGGCAUUCUCUCGACGAACUUCUUCCUAUUCGUCACACCUUCUUUGAAGGCUCAUCGGUGUACAUCCCACAUAACGUGCUGUCGAUUUUGCUGAAGAAGUAUGGACCUGACUCCUUCACGACCAAGCUUGCAUUUAACAACCACCGGUACAGUAAAGAACUCAAUCUAUGGGUUCCUCAAGAUGAGUGUUCGCGAACAUGUGCCGCUGUUCUGCUGCUUUUUGAAAACAGCGAAAAGCUGCCCAAGUUUCAAAGUCAGUGGAUAGAGGACGAGUACAAGAUUGUUUCUCCUGCCGCUGAACGUCACAUGGCACUAAACUCUGACCUCGACAACCCACGCGAUUACGACUUGAGUAGAUAUGCCGACCUUCCGAUACUGCGCAAGGAUCUGUGGGAAUACUUCAGUGACAUCAAGUACAAGGUCUCAUCCAAUACCGGAUGGUACAAUGAUUCCUGA